UGCCAUGAUAUUAAAUUCAGUUCUAACUCAAACUCAGACACUACAACAACUAAACAACGACACAACUGAUACUACAGAGAAAAAAACAUCGUAUUGAAUAGCAGAGGCACACCUACACUGCCGUAUUUAUUGUUCAAUUUUAGUUGUUUGUUUUUUUUGUAAGUUGGAAUGGACGUACUACACGCACACGAUCUGUACGGUGAGCAGCUAAUCGAUCGAGUCGGCGACGCGGUGAACGAAGAUGCUGGCGAUGACUUGGACACAUUGGUGGAAGGACAGCAGCAGCAGCGCCUGGGAGUCUAUCGUCAGAUGGACAUACUCCUGGACGCUCCUCAAGAGCCACCGUUGGGCGUUUUUCCGGCGCAAGGAGGGCCAAAUGGACCACCACGUCUGCGCAAGAAACGGAGUUUCUACACAAUGACCAAGCCCACUCCGCCAUGCCAAAGUCAGGAGCCGGAGAUGUGCGUCCUAAUGGCCAGUGUCACGAGGGCGAUGCGUCACGUUCGCGAGGAUCAGCGAGGCGAGUACUUUGCAAAUUACCUGGUCGAGAAUAUGACCAGUCAGAACUACCCGAAUGGUGUGGGUCUGCCACAGCAUUGGGGUCAGCUCUGAUUCGCCAUAGUUCCCCCAUAGAUUGUUAAUCAGAAGAAUCUCUCUUGGACCUCGGAAGAUCGAGCAAGCUCAUUGGGAUCCCAUCCUACACAUACAUGUAAACGUCCAUAUCUCCAACCACCCGAUAUGCAUCCAACUAGUUAUCUUUCCUCCAAAAACUUGCUCAAAACUAAAAAACACUACACCAUAGUUAUCUACCGCUCCACCAAGCUCAAAAAAGAGAAAAAAAUUUACUUCACUGUUUACAGUUCCCAUCCUGUUCAAUAAACAACACGAUUUAGCAAACUUA
Drosophila simulans is the source of this 901-nucleotide messenger RNA. RefSeq names its product male-specific protein scotti. The coding region runs from base 169 to 612 and encodes 147 amino acids. Gene Ontology annotation, biological process: sperm individualization. NCBI's taxonomy places the organism in Eukaryota, Metazoa, Arthropoda, Insecta, Diptera, Drosophilidae. The transcript has a single exon. The record is from RefSeq and is a predicted model, not a curated record.